AUGACCGAGUCAGUGUGUUAUGUUAUUACGUCCCAGCUGUUCAGUCAUCAGUGUGCGCCGGCGCAUCUAAGGUCUAGUUCGUGCACAUUCGGUGGUGUCCGACCGAGUCGCUCUGCUCGGGCACUAGAGCGAGAUGACGCGACGAGAGACAAGUGGGGCGCGAACGUCGACCGGGGGCAGCGUGCGGCCUUGACUCUUACGUUGCCCCUCUACCCCCUUCCCCGUACCGCUUCUAGCUACGCUCGCCUUCUUAUUUAUGAUACCAUCAGAGCUCGAAGCUCGCGAUUCCCAACAGCUAAUAAUAACUAG
Pieris macdunnoughi is the source of this 309-nucleotide messenger RNA. NCBI's taxonomy places the organism in Eukaryota, Metazoa, Arthropoda, Insecta, Lepidoptera, Pieridae. The record is from the annotation of a GenBank genome assembly.